UCUCGCCCCCUCCCCUCAGCCGCUCCGGCACGCGCCGCCGGCUCGCGCCGCCGACGUUCUUGGGUAGGGCGAGAAGCUCGCGGAUGCAGGUGAUCAGCGCCGCGAGGAAGAUGCCUGGUCCCGUGGCCCGGGCGCCGGCGAGGAAGCGUGGGGAGUCGCGCGGCAUGGCUGACCGCCGCCAUGUCGCCCGCGACGGGCUGAGCGCGAACACGAAGAUGACGGCCUUCGCUUCAGCCGAGAUUUCCAUCCAAGAUCCGCAGCUGGUCCUCAGGAAGAGGCUGCGCGCGGAGAUGGAGGCGCUCCGCGGCCUCCUCAGGAAGGCAGAGCUACUGUCCGGCAAGAAGUCCGUCGCCAAGAGCCGCGCUCCACCUCGCUGCGGCAAAGACGGCCGGUUCUUGGCGGCGGAAGACGAGGCUACGGAGGCGGAGAUGACAACAUGUGCCAAGAGGAGGAAGGCGGUGCCUGUCGCGAAGGUCGCCGAACCCAGGAUGUCAGCGGAAGAGAUCUCCAGCCUAACCGCCCGGGUCGCGUCUCUCUCGGAGAACAUGCCGGCUCACAUCCUCGAGUUCCUGAGGAAGGAGUGCACCGGUCGCGAAGACAGGAGCAGCGGCGAGAUCGAGAUCGAUCUCGGAUCCAUGAAGCACUCUGCCUUGUUCAAGCUGCGAAAGUUGCUUGACGAGUUCGCUGAAGAAGAGAAGCGUCGGGACCAGACGGAUGCGGCGAGCGUGUCAGGGCGCACUGGGCCGUCGCCGCUGGAUGAACAAGAAGACGGCGAGAUCGUGGAGGAGGAUGACGCCAUCGUUGCUGAUAUAUGCGGCGACGCCUCUCCCUCGGCAGCACAAAAGGUUCUUCGCUCGCCACCGCGUUUACUCGUCGUGGACGGUGAAGUAGAGGAGACAGAGGACAUGCUGAUCGAUGUGUGCGGCGGCGGCGCCGCCUCCGCUCUGGCAACCAAGACGUUUGAUGAAGCAGGGAACAACCAAGACAGCGGCGGUAGCAGUUGCAGCAGCUCUUCUGGAUCCUCCAGCGAUUCAUCAUGUUCUGACAGCAGCAGCGACUCCGGCGCAGACGACGCGAGAGUGACAAGCUGCCCGGUUCCAUCUGACCAUCUCCAUGUUUGCUUGCUUGAAGACGGAGAGAUGGAGGAAUGCGGCGGCGCCUCCCCUGUCGCGGCGGCCAAGUCCGCCGACACCGCGGACAGUCGAACUUGUGGCAGCUCAUGCCUUGAACAGCCCAAGGCGCUGGUGAUUGCACACGAUCAGGGCGCGUAUCGCGGUCUCAUCGCCAAGGCUUGUCAGAAGCAGCGCAGGAUGCGCAAUCCGGAGAGGCAGAGAGCCUAUCAAGAGCUGGAAGAGAUGGAGAGGGAUGCGGCGCCGAUCAGCGACUGGAUACACCCGACGCACUUGGCGCAGCUGGGGAUCACCCCGGCGGAGUACGCCGUGACCUCUGAGCGGGGUGUUCCUGGUCGUGGCUGCCCGGUGCAGAGGCUGCUUGGGCUCUUCGUGAAGAAAGUAGAGUAGCAGGCCAUGGUGGUGAGGAAGAUGUCAAAGGGAGCAAGACAAGUUACUCAAGACGUAACAUGAUGUGUUGACGUGUUAUUCAUGUAACUCGAAUGUACUUCCUGACUUCCUGUUGGACAGGAUCAUGUACUCGUGAUGUUUUAUGUUGCUCAGAGCCUAGCAAAGCUUGUCCGGUGUUGAUCUGUCUA
Molecule: messenger RNA, 1708 nt
Organism: Panicum virgatum (switchgrass)
Lineage: Eukaryota; Viridiplantae; Streptophyta; Magnoliopsida; Poales; Poaceae
Exons: 1
Coding region: 84-1520 (478 amino acids)
Source: RefSeq, a predicted model, not a curated record